CUUCCUUCUCCACGAAAAUAAUUAGUCUAAAGAUUUCUCCUCCAUUCCGUUUCUAUGUCUCUCUCUCUUCUGCUCCUGUACUGCUAAACAAGGACCAAGAAGUCCCUUCAUCUCCUUCUGUUCUUACUCUCUCGUCAUCAAGACGGCGGAAUAGCAUAAAGCCCAUGCAUUGAUGGGCCUUUUCUCCAUUCUCUGUUCUUGCCUUGACAGAAAACGCAAAUCCACUGCUUCCGAUGGCGCCGAUGACGACUUCGAAAUUCAUGACCUCUUCUUCGAUCUCCGUACGCUUCAAGUCGCUACCAAUUUUUUCUCCAACUUGAAUCAGCUUGGUCAUGGUGGAUUCGGUCCCGUUUACAGGCAACUCAAGGAGCAAUACUGGACUCAUAACGUAUACUUUAGUCAUGAGCCUGGGAUUAAUACCAAAUGGUCAAGAAGUUGCUGUGAAGAAGCUUUCAUUAAAUUCAAGACAAGGACUGCGAGAAUUCACUAAUGAGGUGAAACUGUUGCUAAAACUUCAGCACAAGAACUUGGUCACUUUGUUGGGAUGUUGUGUAGAGGGAACUGAGAAGAUGCUUGUUUAUGAGUAUCUGCCAAACAAAAGCCUUGAUUAUUUUCUUUUUGGUAAACAGAAUUCUUCAUCUCUUGAUUGGACAACUCGGUUUAGAAUAGUUACAGGAGUGGCAAGGGGUCUUCUCUACCUGCACGAAGAAGCCCCUGAAAGGAUCAUUCAUAGAGACAUCAAAGCUAGUAAUAUUUUGUUGGAUGAACAUUUGAAUCCAAAGAUUUCUGAUUUUGGCUUGGCAAGGCUUUUUCCCGGUGAAGACACACAUCUGAAUACAUUUAGGAUUUCCGGUACUCAUGGUUACAUGGCCCCCGAAUAUGCAAUGCAUGGAUAUUUGUCUGUGAAGAGUGACGUCUUUAGCUAUGGAGUUUUGGUUUUGGAGAUUGUAAGUGGGAGAAAAAAUCAUGACAGCCAACUUGGUGGUGAAAAGGCAGACAUCUUGAGCUAUACAUGGAGGCUGUAUGAAGGAGGGAAGACAUUGGAUUUAGUUGACCAAAGCCUUGCGAAGUUCAAUCGAGAUGAGGCAGCAAUGUGCAUUCAACUGGGAUUGUUAUGCUGUCAACAAAGCGUGGCAGAUAGGCCUGAUAUGAACUCAGUUCACCUAAUGCUUUUGAGCGACUCAUUUACUUUGCCUAAACCCGGUAAACCUGGAAUUCAAGGCCGUCGAGGACGUUGGACGACUAGUUCAACUUCUGCUUUCACUAAAACUAAUACUAAUACUAAUACCAAUGCUAGCAGUACGAGCACUGGCAUUGCCAAAUCUUCAGCAGGCAAUAGUUUAGUGGAGGAAUAUUCUAGAAAUUCCAUGUCAAUUUCUUCUAUGGGUGAAGGUAGGUAGUCCCCAUUUAUAACUGAAAAGGGUGAUUAGCGGCUUUUUCAUCGUCUUUCUCCCAGGGUGUUGGACAGCCUCAGUUGGUAGCUUUAUAAGCAUUAUGUAAGUAAUUCGUUCUUUAUUUUAUUGAAUUAAAUAUUAUGCUAUGCCAGUGAACAUUUGCCCAGACGAGACGGCAAUCGGUUAAUGUAUUUUAGCACAUUAAGGUGGUUUUAUAUAUAUAUAUAUAUAUUACUUUUUUAUAAUUACA
This is a messenger RNA of Manihot esculenta (cassava), 1644 nucleotides long. Its product is annotated as cysteine-rich receptor-like protein kinase 10. Gene Ontology annotation, biological process: protein phosphorylation. Gene Ontology annotation, molecular function: ATP binding; protein kinase activity. The record is from RefSeq and is a predicted model, not a curated record. NCBI's taxonomy places the organism in Eukaryota, Viridiplantae, Streptophyta, Magnoliopsida, Malpighiales, Euphorbiaceae. The coding region runs from base 333 to 1400 and encodes 355 amino acids. The transcript has 6 exons.